This is a messenger RNA of Mustela erminea (ermine), 2485 nucleotides long. It is a transcript of the gene SP110, whose product is annotated as SP110 nuclear body protein. Gene Ontology annotation, biological process: regulation of transcription by RNA polymerase II. Gene Ontology annotation, cellular component: nucleus. Gene Ontology annotation, molecular function: protein binding; DNA-binding transcription factor activity, RNA polymerase II-specific; DNA binding. The transcript has 21 exons. NCBI's taxonomy places the organism in Eukaryota, Metazoa, Chordata, Mammalia, Carnivora, Mustelidae. Bases 149 to 2371 code for a protein of 740 amino acids. The record is from RefSeq and is a predicted model, not a curated record.
CCUGGCCCUCCCUGCAUGUGGCAAAGCACAGACUUCCUGUUUCACCCCUGGCAUUCCCCUGCUGUUCUCCCAGUCUUCCAGGAGUGAUUCCUGGCUCAGACCCUGGACCGGGAAAGGGACAGAGCAGCUGGCAGACCCAGCAUCCAGGAUGCUCACCAUGACCAGGGCCUUAGAAGAGGCUCUUCUCCAGCACUUCAUAUACCAGAAGCUGGAAACUGCUUAUGCCAUAUACAAGCCAUUUCCCUUCCUUGAAAGCUUCCGAGACAAAUCCUUCAUCACGGAGACAAUGUACAGGGAAUCCUUGGAAGCCUGUAGAAAUCAGGUCCCGGUACCCAGAGUAGUGUACAACAUCCUCACCCACCUGGAAAAGACCUUCAGUCUGUCGAUUCUGGAGACGUUGUUCAGCCGAAUUAACCUGAGUGAAUAUCCCCAUCUGACAACUAUUCUCAAGGGCUUCAAAAGCGUUGUCAUUGCCUAUGGAGGAUGCAACAGAGCUGUGCUGACCCCCCUCGAAGCUCCAGCCAACCCAGCAGAAGGAUGCUCCCUCAAGACGCUGCUGCCCCUGCCCCCACCCCAGAGCCACCAGCCCCCUUCGCCCAGUGUCACUGAACCCAGUUCAUCAGCACAGCAUAGAGCUGAGAUCGUGGAUGAACCAUCCAGCCCUUCUGACCCUGCUGUGGCUCUCCCCAGAGCCAUCCAGGAAGGAAGGAUCAUUCAAGACCCACAGGAGACAUUUGGCUCUCCCCCCAACACUGUUCAAGUGAUAACAGAUGACUCUCCCGAACCAAAUGACCCCAGAGAGCUCCAGGAGGCAUCCAGCAUACCUCCCAACAAGAAAGGAAAGAAAAGAAAAAGAUGUAUCUGGUCAACUCCAAAAAAGAGACGCCAGAAAAAAAGACUCCCAAAAGGGAAAGCCUCGCCUCGGCAAAGAAACCAAGAGAAGCUCCAAGUGGUGGAACAGGCAACUCAAAGGAAGGACGAUUCACCCAGGAAGUCAAAUGUCAUGCCAAGCGCCCAAAAGGCAAGCGCUGAAAGUGCCCAAAGCUCUGGACCGGAGGAAACCAGUGAUGACUCACCAGAAAUGAAUGAAGAAAAGAGCCUCCAGGAGGAGCCGCCCAGCACAGCACCAAGUACCCCACAUGGAAAGAGGACAGAAAAAUAUAAUCUUCCAUCUUCAAAAAGAAGACAGGAAAGAAAGCUCCCAAGAACCUCACCUAGGCCCAGAAUCCAAGAGAAACUCCAUGCGGUGGAUCAAGCAACUGAAGGGAAAGGUGAUUCAACCAGGAACUCUAAGAUCAUGACAAGGGCCCCAAAGGCAAGGACUGAAUGUGUCCAAACCUCUGGACCAAAGGAGAAGAAAAGGAAAAAAGAUGUUGAUUCAAGUUCAACAAGAAAGUGUCAGAAAAACAUUCCUCCAAAGGAAAAACCUGAAGAUGAAACUGUAGAUUUUCUCUCUCCUGAGCUUCCUGUGACCUGUGGUGAAGCCAAAGGGAUUUUAUACAAAGAGAAAUUGAAACAAGUCCAUCUUUAUCUUACAGGCUCCUCAGAGAAGUGCAUUCGGAAUGAGGAGGGGGUUUGGUUCACACCAAAAGAAUUUGAAAUCGAAGGAAAACGGGCACAUACAAAGAAAUGGAAGGAGACUAUAUAUUGCAGAGGAAAGACCUUAGGAGAACUGCUGGAGAAAGGACUUUUGGUCUGUCCUCCAAGAAUUGUCAAGAGAGAGGAACCGUUCUGGGUCUGCCCGGCACACUUGUAUGCACACAGUGGACGGGACAGCUCUGAACCCAGAGGCACAGGCAGCCUGGGUGCCAGUCUGGCUCAGGGAGAAAACUCCAAGGAAUGUGAGGUGUGCUGUAGACGCGGACCACUGGUCUGCUGUGACACUUGUCCAAGAGCCUUUCAUGAGGACUGUCACAUCCCAUCUGCAGAGGCAGAGAGGAGCCCGUGGACUUGCACCUUCUGCCGGAUAAAGGAGUCUUCGGGAAGGCAGCCGUGUCACGGGGAAUCUGAGGUCCCGGAGGGGCAGAUGCAGCCUGAGGAGCGGUUGAAAUGUGAGUUCCUCCUCUUGAAGGCCUACUGUCAUCCACAAAGCUCCUUUUUUGCAGAAACCCCACAUAACAUUCGAGAUUAUGGAGAACCCUUUAAGGAAGCCAUGUGGUUGGACCUGAUUAAGGAAAGGCUGAGUGAGAACGUUUACACAGUGGCGUGGUUUGUUCGUGACGUGCGCCUCAUCUUUAGCAACCAUAAAACAUUUUACAAGGCUUCCAACUUUGGUCAGAUAGGACUGGACUUGGAGACAGAAUUUGAAAAGAACCUCAAAGAGGUGUUUAUUUUUUGCAAAGCCAAUGAGAACAGAUUCCAGACUCGUUGACCCUGUUCUAGAAAGACUAAGACACCCCAACUUCAGGACCCAGAUGACAUGACCCUGGUCACCUUUAAAUAGCCAGUGAGUCUGGGAUGCUAUUGGCUACCCUCUUGACUCAAA